AUGUCAUUACAACAUUCGUGCUCGGGUCAAAACUCGCCGCAGGACUUUCUCGACGCGCACAACAAUGCGCGCCGGCAGGUCGGGGUGGGCCCCAUGACGUGGGACCCAGCCGUGGCCAGCUUCGCCCAGAACUACGUCAACAGUAGGCUCAGAGACUGUAACCUCGUCCACUCGACCAACCGGCCGUACGGCGAGAACCUGGCGGCAGGCUCGGGCGACUUCACGGGUCGGGCGGCCGUGGACUUGUGGGUUAGGGAGAGGCAGUUCUAUAACUACGGUUCCAACUCGUGUGUCGGGGGAGAGUGCCUCCACUACACUCAGGUGGUGUGGCGGAACUCGGUCCGACUAGGGUGCGCGAGGGCUCGGUGCAACAACGGGUGGUGGUUUGUUUCGUGCAACUACGCACCACCAGGCAACUAUGUGGGCCAGCGCCCUUACUAA
Striga hermonthica is the source of this 441-nucleotide messenger RNA. The record is from the annotation of a GenBank genome assembly. NCBI's taxonomy places the organism in Eukaryota, Viridiplantae, Streptophyta, Magnoliopsida, Lamiales, Orobanchaceae.